CUUAGCCAACCUGAGAAACUAUUCAAAGAGCAAACCAAAAUGGAAGGCAGUUCUAUACUUCAUUCUUUCACUAACAUUUAUUUUGCCAUUUUUGCUUUGUUUUGCUUCAAGCUUUUAAUUAAGAUUUCCUUGGCUCUGCUGACCCAUUUCUAUAUUGUUAAAGGCAACAGAAAAGAAGCUGCCAGGAUAGCAGAAGAGAUCUAUGGAAUAGUCCCAGGCAGCUGGGCAGACCGAUCCCCUCUUCAUGAUGCUGCCUUCCAGGGACGCCUUCUCUCUCUGAAAACCUUGAUUGCACAGGGUUUCAACGUGAACCUGGUGACGACAGACCGUGUCUCAGCUCUCCACGAGGCCUGCCUGGGUGGCCAUGUCGCCUGCGCCAAGGUGCUGCUGGAAAACGGGGCCCAGGUCAAUGCAGUCACCAUCGAUGGCGUCACUCCUCUGUUCAAUGCCUGCUGCAGUGGCAGCGCAGCCUGUGUCAACAUGCUGCUGGAAUUCGGAGCCAAGGCGCAGCUGGGGAACCACCUGCCUUCGCCCAUCCAUGAAGCAGUCAAGAGAGGUCACAGGGAGUGCAUGGAGACCCUUCUGGCCCAUGAGGUUGACAUUGACCAAGAAGACCCACAGCAUGGGACCCCCCUCUACAUGGCCUGCACGUACCAAAGAACAGAAUGUGUCAAGAAGCUUUUGGAGCUAGGGGCCAAUGUGAAUGUGGGGAAGCGAUUAGAGACCCCCCUGCAUGCAGCAGCGAGGAAAUCCAGUGUGGAGAUUGUUGUCUUGCUGACAGACUAUGGUGCUAACCUGAAAUGCAGAAAUGCUGACCUCAAAUGUGCCCUGGAUCUUGCCAUGCCCCACAGCAAAGUGGAGCAGGCACUUCUGCUUCGGGAAGGUCCUGCCAGCCUUGCCCAGCUGUGCCGGUUGUGCAUCAGGAGGUGUCUGGGUCGGUCGUGCCUAUACACAGCCCACAAGCUGCACCUGCCUGAGCCACUUGAGAACUUCCUCCUUUAUCGUUAAGUCUGUGACUGCCCUUAGACUGGAAAAGAAAGAGGAGCAAAUGGUUGUUUACUCCAAGACUGUUACAUCAAAGAGAAAAAUCAAUGGCAUCAUUUACUGUCUUCUGUGGCUACAAAAUACUACCUGCUAUGUGGCAGUGAAAAUUGAAAACAUAUUUUCACAGGCAGUGGAUGGUAUUAUGGAUACAGUUCCAUCACAAUCUAUUGCCACAUCAACUUACACCAGCCUGAGAAGUUCUAGGACGUAAAUAGCUCACUUGACAUGUUUGUAGAUGCAUAUGCACACGUCCAGUCACCCACAUACACAUAGAGAUUUCCCCUGCAUUUGGGGCUAUAUUUAGUUGUACAGUAUCUGUGCAGCUUCUUCCCUUUGCCUAUCUAAUCUCAAUGUCAAAAUCAAGGCAGUGGAUGUUUUUCUUCCAUUAGUAUGUGAAAAUGAAAGCUUUCAGUGAUGAACAUCAGAUGUAUACAAUAUACUGCGUGUCUUUUAUCA
Molecule: messenger RNA, 1500 nt
Organism: Hirundo rustica (Barn swallow)
Lineage: Eukaryota; Metazoa; Chordata; Aves; Passeriformes; Hirundinidae
Gene: ASB11
Product: ankyrin repeat and SOCS box containing 11
Exons: 7
Coding region: 40-1008 (322 amino acids)
Biological process (GO): intracellular signal transduction; protein ubiquitination; positive regulation of protein catabolic process
Molecular function (GO): protein binding
Source: RefSeq, a predicted model, not a curated record